This is a messenger RNA of Leishmania braziliensis MHOM/BR/75/M2904, 1716 nucleotides long. RefSeq names its product putative DEAD box RNA helicase. NCBI's taxonomy places the organism in Eukaryota, Euglenozoa, Kinetoplastea, Trypanosomatida, Trypanosomatidae. Gene Ontology annotation, cellular component: ribonucleoprotein complex; cytoplasm; nucleus. Gene Ontology annotation, molecular function: RNA binding; RNA helicase activity; ATP binding. The record is from RefSeq and is a predicted model, not a curated record. The transcript has a single exon. Bases 1 to 1716 code for a protein of 571 amino acids.
AUGGCAGAGCGUAACUACAGCCCCUUUUCUGGAUUCACCACCACGUCCCGUGGUGGUGGUGGUGCUCCCAGAAAGGACAGCUCAGGUGCGAUGGGCAGCAAACUGGCGCCUGUAAACUGGUCAGCUAAGAGCCUCGUCCCCGGUAAGUGGAAGGUUGUCGACGCCAGCGCGAUCCGUAAGGCCGCCAGCAUAAAAGAUAACCACAGCACCAACAAGGUGACGCACCUCAGCGACGGCGAGGCGGACGAAUGGCGUCAGGCCAACUCUAUCACAGUUUCCGACUCCGACCAGUGCCCGAACCCAAUUACGCAGUUUGACAUGCUCACCACCGUGCCGCAGUACCUGAAGGCAAAGCUGCUGGCGCAGGGAUUCAAGGCCCCCACCCCCAUCCAGGCGCAGUCCUGGUCGAUCGUUCUGUCGGGCCGCGACCUCGUCGGCGUGGCCAAGACCGGCUCCGGCAAGACCUUAGCGUUCAUUGUGCCAGCCCUGGCUCACAUCGCGCUUCAGGAGCCGCUGAAGAUGGGGGACGGCCCAAUGGUGAUUGUCCUCGCUCCGACCCGCGAACUGGCCCAGCAGAUAGAGCAGGAGACGAUCAAGGUGCUGCCGCAGAGCAUUCGGUGCGGCUGCAUUUACGGCGGCGCGCCGAAGGGCCCGCAGCUCGGACUGCUGCGCCAGGGAGUGCACAUCCUCGUGGCCACCCCGGGUCGUUUGAUCGAUUUCAUGGAGAUCAAGCGCGUAAACCUGCUGCGUGUGACGUACCUUGUGCUAGAUGAGGCGGACCGCAUGCUGGACAUGGGAUUUGAGCCGCAGGUGCGCGCCAUCUGCGGUCAAAUUCGCCCCGACCGACAAACACUCAUGUUCUCAGCCACGUGGCCCCGCGACAUUCAGAACCUAGCCGCCAGCUUCCAGAAGAACUGGGUGCGCAUCAACGUCGGUAGCAUGGAGCUGCUGGCGAACAAGGAUGUCACGCAGCACUUCAUCUUGACCUCAGAGGCAGCGAAGCUCGAUGAGCUGAAGCGGCUGAUGGAGCGCCAUCGCAAUCAGCGCGUGCUUGUCUUCUGCAAGACGAAGAAGACGGCGGACUACCUGGAGUUUCAACUGAAGCGCAACGGGGUGGACUGCAUGGCUAUCCACGGCGAUAAGGAGCAGCGUCAGCGUGAGUUCAUCCUGGAGCGCUUCCGCAAGGACUCGCGACUGUGUGUAGUGGCUACCGACGUGGCCGCUCGUGGUCUCGACAUCAAGGAGCUGGAGACAGUUGUCAACUACGACUUCCCUAUGCAGAUUGACGACUAUGUACACCGUAUCGGCCGCACGGGCCGCGCCGGAGCUAAGGGUGCGUCCUUCACGAUGAUCACGAAGCACGAAACUCAACUGAAUGCAUCGACGGUAUUCCAGCUGGUGGAGCUGGUAGAGCGCGCGGGGCAGGAGGCGCCUGGGUGGUUGCGCGAGUGGGCUGAGCAAGGUGGCGGCUAUCACGUCCCAAAGCGCAACCGCAACAUGAUGGGCAGCUUCGGCCGCAGCGGCCCACGUAUGCGCAUGCCGGGCGACCACUCCGCUGCUGGCGAUGGUAGCGGCGGCGGCCACUUUGGCCUGGCGCCGCAUGCUAAAGGCUCACCGGCAUUCGGCAUGAAGGAUGGCGCAAUAGAGAAUAAGAAAUUCGACUACAGCAGCGAGGACGACGACUCUGCCCAACCGAUCAAGCGCACCCGCCAUUAG